Messenger RNA from Drosophila mojavensis, 781 nucleotides. RefSeq lists its product as uncharacterized. The record is from RefSeq and is a predicted model, not a curated record. The transcript is spliced from 2 exons. NCBI's taxonomy places the organism in Eukaryota, Metazoa, Arthropoda, Insecta, Diptera, Drosophilidae. The coding region runs from base 89 to 400 and encodes 103 amino acids.
CACAAAUUUCGUUAGUCGAUAUUUAGACACAGUGCAGUGCAGUGCAUAAACUCACAUAAGAGCCAAUUCAAACCAAAACUUUUACAUUAUGAAAUUCACUUUAAUAUUGUUGAUUGCUGGCAUCGCGUGCAGCCUGGCCGCACCCGUCGCCGAUGAGCAGCAGCCGCAGCAACAGGAGCAGGUUGAGUCGUCGGCCAAGGCCAAGCGUGGCAUUUCUUUGGGUCUCGGCUAUCACGCGCCCCUGUUAACCCACUCGCAUUAUGUGGCAGCACCCACUAUCGUGCAUCAUGCGCCAUUGAUUUCGCAUGCACCGCUCAUCUCUCAUGCACCGCUCAUUGCGCACCCGGUCUCGUCGAUCUCCUACCAUCUGCCCACCUACCAAUCCAUUCAUCACUUCUGAGCGCCAUCAGCGACCUGAGCAUCAAGGAGCAUCAUGGCGCAACAGCUGCAGCAUCCAGUCAACACGUGCAUUUGAUUUCGUUUGCCCACAGAUAAAAUUAUCUUCUAGUAUUUCCCCACCCAAGCAGCCUUUAAUGUUCAGCCCUUUCAUUAUUUUGCUUUUGUAAAUAAAUAUGCUCAAAAAGUUUCCUUCUGCAUUUAAAACAAGCGAAAUAUCUUCAGUCAAAAGUUUUGCAAACAACAAAUCUGACAACAAAGCUUGUCAGAGUGGAAAACAGGGUCAAACAUAACUUGUUACACUCAGAGAAAACACUGAAUGAGUUCAAGUUAAACGAUUUUCUUUUAAAGUUAGCUCUCAUUAUUACUAAUAUCAUUUUAAGAA